Messenger RNA from Naegleria gruberi, 366 nucleotides. RefSeq lists its product as uncharacterized. The coding region runs from base 1 to 366 and encodes 121 amino acids. Lineage: Eukaryota; Heterolobosea; Eutetramitea; Acrasida; Naegleriidae. The transcript is spliced from 2 exons. The record is from RefSeq and is a predicted model, not a curated record.
AUGAAAAAAUUCUUCCAAAGCAAAAGUGUACCACAGAUUGACGUUAUCGAUGUUCCUAUAAACACGUGGACUGUCAAUAACUUUGCAGAGUGGUUAACCAGAGAACGUUACAACAAAACUGUUAUUCAAGCCAUUACUAAAGCCGGAUUUGAUGGUGGAGCUCUCAUGAAUUUCCACAUUGAUGAUUUGGUGGAUAGCAAAGUUCCCGAACCAACUGCACUCACAAUCUACAUUAAAAUUCAAGAUUUAAAAAAGAGACAAAGUCAAAUGGGAAUUCUUCAUGGAUAUGUUGCAAAUGAUGGUUCUGAUAUGGUUGUUGUUGUGGCAGAAACAACCACUACAUCAACUUAUAGUGGUGAUUUGUAA